This is a messenger RNA of Bactrocera tryoni, 5248 nucleotides long. It is a transcript of the gene mAChR-B, whose product is annotated as probable muscarinic acetylcholine receptor gar-1. The transcript is spliced from 4 exons. Gene Ontology annotation, cellular component: dendrite; synapse; membrane. Gene Ontology annotation, molecular function: G protein-coupled acetylcholine receptor activity; G protein-coupled serotonin receptor activity. Gene Ontology annotation, biological process: G protein-coupled receptor signaling pathway, coupled to cyclic nucleotide second messenger; adenylate cyclase-inhibiting G protein-coupled acetylcholine receptor signaling pathway; chemical synaptic transmission. Bases 229 to 3423 code for a protein of 1064 amino acids. The record is from RefSeq and is a predicted model, not a curated record. Lineage: Eukaryota; Metazoa; Arthropoda; Insecta; Diptera; Tephritidae.
GGAAUUAUUGGUAACACUCAUAUUUGGUUGGAUUUCGAAGCCAUAAUGCCGAAGUGGAUGUCCUUGCUGACCAGCACUUUGCGGUUACACUGCUAAUACAGUUACUAACGAAAAUCACUUUAAGUGCAGCUUUUGGCAAACAUCGAAAAGUGACUGGACUAUAAAUACCAAACAUACAACGACCACACUGGUCACAAUCUUUUGGCGUUGCAUAUAGCGAAGAACAAAAUGACAACGCCCACACAUAAUGAAUAUGCAGACAUUGAACUGUCCACGCUGGAGAUUGGCGGCACCAGCAAUAAAACGGAUCCCAUUUACUCCAUCAAGCCGGACUUCAUAACGCAAUGGCGACAGAAAAAGGAGCGUGAAAAUAUUUGCAAGUCCAUUUUCAAUCGCUUCGUCGAGCAUACGGAAUGUAAACGUCUGCUGGAAGCCGCGCAAUUGUACCAUCCUUUCAUUGGCGAGAACGGUGAACUCAACAUUUGGAAUGCUAAUAUCGAUAUGGAUAUGCUGGCAACCUAUACCAACCGCAGUCUGAACUAUAGCCUCUUGGAAGAUUUUACGAAUGUGACUACACGCGGUCCCACGCCCUCGCAAGUACUGCCACCUUUUGCGCUCUGGCAGAGCAUACUGAUCGCGCUGUGUCUAUCGAUCUGCAUCAUCUUGACGGUGGGCGGUAAUGUGCUUGUACUGCUUGCCUUCAUCGUGGAUCGGAAUAUACGACAACCGAGCAAUUAUUUUAUAGCAUCUUUGGCCGCCACGGAUGUGCUGAUCGGUUCCAUUUCAAUGCCUUUCUACACGAUAUACGUGUUGAUGGGCUACUGGGAUUUGGGACCAUUGCUUUGUGAUCUUUGGCUCUCUGUGGACUACACGGUCUGUUUGGCGUCACAGUAUACAGUGCUGCUUAUAACCAUCGAUCGUUAUUGUUCGGUGAAGAUCGCAGCAAAAUAUCGUAGUUGGCGUACCAGAAAACGUGUGAUUUAUAUGGUCACCAUUACAUGGAUUGUGCCGGCGUUGCUCUUUUUCAUUUCUAUUUUCGGUUGGGAACACUUUACGGGCAAGCGUGACCUCCUGCCUGGGCAGUGUGCUGUCCAGUUUCUUAAGGAUCCGGUUUUCAAUACGGCGCUUAUUAUCGGCUACUAUUGGACAACGCUCAUAGUUCUAUUUAUCUUGUAUGGUGGUAUUUAUCGUACCGCCUACGAAAUGCAGAAACGUAGUGAAGCCAAACAGCGGAAAAUGCAAUCGAUGGUGGCGCUAAGUGCAGGCGCAAUGUCUGGUAUGGCCGGGCAUGCAGCCGGUAUAGGUGUUAUAGAAGAAAAAAUACUGAAAACUCAAGUAGAGAUCGGUGGCAACACGACGAAGGAUGGUAACAACUGUAGCGGUGCGACAAAACGUGGCUCGGGUCAGAUGAACCCACUUACACAAGCCGAAGCUAUAAAUGGCACGGCUGGCGAUGGCGUUAACGAGCAGCGUCGCAUUUCAGAAGGUAAAAUGGAAAAUGGUAAACGCGAUGGUGGAUCUGGUGAAACAGAGAAAAGUGAACGCUCCAGCAGUCCGGCAUUCGAUUCGGACGAGGAGAGUUCAGUCAAUCAAGCACAGCAAAUGGCAAAUCAGCAAAAACUAGCCAAUCUCCGCAAGCGUUCAUCAAUCGGCCUGGUUUUCGGCGCACAGGCCGCACUCAUUGCUACUCGUAGUAAAGGUAAUUUAACCCAAUGCUCCAUAAAUUCCAAGUCCAAUGAAGCCAUGGCCACAGUGGCUACCGCCACAUCCCCCAAUCCAACACGCAGCGGUGUACUUAUACGUACACAAAGCAAAGAAGAGGUGAGUGUACAUACAAGCGCGAGUAGCGAACGACCUAAACGUACAUCCUGCACGACACUGUCACAAAUUGUCGAAACAGAACGGCAGCUGGAUGAGCAGCUCAGAGCGGAAUCUACGCCACCACGGUCACGAUCCAGUACCGCUACAAAAUUACUUGUUGAAUCACCGCUUUCACCGGUCGACAUUGCGCCUAUCGAAGUGCCACGUGACCAGGUACAACCGUGCUUGGUACAAGCCAUACUACCACCACCCGAGCAAUUCCAAUGUCCCACACCUCUUUCUGACUAUUCGGACCGGCCUUUGGGCGGCAACAGCAGUAACAGCGAACUAAAUAUGACCUACAACCUACUCACCAAUCAUUCCGAUUUGCGUUUUAUGGACGAAAGUUCCGUAAUGCUAGCAUCACCUACCACUAAUGGCAGCGUAACCUGCUCAUUGCGGCAAGCAAUACCACAGGCCGCUGCUGUCAUGCGUGCGGAAGUGCCGACCAAUCAGGAGCGUGCCAACCAAGUCAUCACUAACCCCAAACUGUUGCAACAGGCGCUGCAAAAGGCUGUAGCUGCGCAGCAACAACAGCAACAACCUAAACCCAAAAUUAAAAGACGUGCUUCCCCACCUGAAACCGGCAAUCCACCCGCUCCACCCAAUGGUAACACAAAUUUCACACCACCAAAUGAGCUUGAUAAUGUCGAAAUUGAACGACACCUUCUUGUUUCCUACACAGGCAUGGAAGAUUUCGUCAAAGUGCGUCGCGAAAGCUGCAUAGAAGCUAUUAGUUUACUAAGCGUCAAUGAGCAUGCCAAGUUAAUAGAGGACAAAGUGACCUCAACGGAAAUACGACGCAGCUCCAGUCCGCUAGAGACGAAUACGAAAAGUAAAGGCAACGCAACCACCGCCGCCACUACAGUGACGCUCACCAUGCAAAAUCAAUUAACAACAACCAUAACCACAACGGUGCCACCAGCGCAACUUGAGAAAAUCGAUGAACGCGAAACAUUCGUGACCACCACAACCAACAAUAAGUUGGUCAACACAAGGCAGACCACAACAAGCAGCACCGAUUCGACGGCGCCGCCAGCAACAAGCACUGCACAAAUUGACAACACAACCUGCACGGGCUACGUUUCCGGCGCUGGCAUCAGCACCACCGGCGGCAGCAGUAGCAGCACCUCGAAUACCAACAACAAGCCGUCGAGCAUAAAGUCACAGCGAGAAGCGAGCGGCGAAGCGGCCAGCCGGAAUUCGAGUAAACGCGCCUUUAUGCAAUCGAUUGGCAAGCACUUCAAGAGCAAAAAGAAAAUACCACUGCUGGUUGGUGGUGGGAGACAAAAAUCAAAGUCGGAGAAUCGUGCACGCAAAGCGUUUCGCACGAUCUCUUUCAUACUUGGCUGUUUUGUGGCGUGUUGGACGCCAUAUCAUGUGCUCGCACUGGUGGAGGGUUUCUGCCGCAAUCCACCCUGCACCAACGAGCAUCUCUAUAUGUUUUCAUACUUUCUUUGCUAUGCGAAUAGUCCGAUGAAUCCCUUUUGCUAUGCGCUCGCGAAUCAACAGUUCAAGAAGACGUUUACGCGCAUACUCAAAGGUGAUUUUCAUAUGACUUAAAUCUUAAAGCUUGAUCUGUGCGGUAGUGAGGAGCGAAUGUGUUAGAGCGUAUGAGUGUGAGAGAGCUUCUGUGCGGAGAGUAUCAAGGUGAGAGAAGUAGGCAGCUUACAGAGUACAACAAAGCUUUCAGCGCUUUAUAAAGCUUUCAAAACAUAUCAAAAACUUGCGUAGGAGUCUUAAACAUACAUACCACUUGAAAGCUCUUAAGCGUAAUAAUACUAAGUAAAAUGCAAGUAUGCAAGCUUUAAGCACGUGAAAGCUUUCAGUCUAUUAUAGUGUUUUCAGAGCAUUAUAAAGUUGAGUUUAAAGCUAGCAGAGCAUUGAAAAAAUUUUUGAAGCACAUAACCGCUUUCAAAGCGUCACAAAGCUUGAAAGUUCUGAGUUGAUAAUUUUAGAAACUGUUUUCGAAUUAACACAGUAAAGAUAUUUUAUUUUAAUUUUCUACUAAUUUGUAGCGUAAUGUUAGUCUAAAAUUGUAAAAAUCAAAAUAUAUUUGGUGACGCUGCUUUGGUGUGAACCCUAAUGAGCCCUAGGCACUACCAGUAGAUAGCGUUGCCAAGUAUAUGCGAAUAUUUAAAAUCAUAUUAUUUACAAAGAAAGCGUUUCCAAAACAAAUCAACUCCAAAAUAUUAUCUGUUCGCUGCCAGGGGCGCAUGAGAAGAAUGUGAGGUUAAGUAUAAUGUAAAAAAACGACAAAAUUAUUUGCAAAAAGUAUGUAGCUUAGUAUGUGUGAGAGCGCGUGUGCUUAUUUGUGUAUUUAACGGUUCCCUUAGUGCAUUAUAGACGGCCACAACAAGCGCACGUCAAGUCAGCAGCUUGAGGUCUUCUAAUGACAAGCCGACGGCGUGGCGUACGCGGGCCUUAAAUCACGCUGAUUUUGAAUUAUUUGUUUAAAAAUAAAGUAAAAUAUUAAUUUAAGCUGAAAAUAUAUUUUUUAAAAUAUGUAAUAAGUAUUUGGUAUUUGAACUGUUAGGAACAAUACAAAAUUCUUUGAAAAUAAAUAGAAAUUAUGCAUAUUGUAAGAAAAUAUUAUAUAAUUAAACUUAUUUAAAUAGUGGCUAGCGAACACAAUAACUUAAUUAUUAGUAUGUAGGGGAAUAUGCAGCGUUAAGAAAUAUGUUAAUUAAUUAUGUUUAACAAAUUUUAGACAAUAAUUACUGAAGUAAAAGAGCUGCAUAUUUUACGUUAAUUACUGCUUAAGAAAAUCUCAAAUAAUUAAUUAAUAAGUAAUAAUUAGUUGAUUAUUAAUUAAGUAAUUAAGAAAAAAGUUGUUAAACACAGUCAAACAGUGCGACUUAAUGCAAUUACAUAAGUGUAUACUUACUGUUAACACAUACAUGCAUAUACAUAUACAUACAUAUAUAUAUACAUAUAUAAAUAAUAAUAAUAAAUUAACUGUUGUUUGUAAUUAUCAAUAUGAGUACAUACAUAUGCAUCAUAAUUUAGUUUAACACACACACAUACACACACCUCUAUUGGUAGCUAUAUACAUACAUAUGUAUAUGCGCAGACAUAAGUAGCCCUCAACAUAUGCGUGUGUGUGCAUCCGCAUGUCAAAGACAAAUAAUAUGUGCAUAAUAAAGCACAUACAAAUAUCUUACUUACUUACACUUGCCUAUGUGGAACAAUAAAUAAUAUUAAUUGUAAACACAUACAAAUACACAUAUAUAUAAAUAUAAAUAUAUAUACAUAUAAAUAAAUAUUAGCUCUAUAUAGUUAUAGUUUAAGUUACAGAAAUUAUUAGUUUAAAGCAUUGCUGUACAUACCCACACACUGACAUCUGUGUAAAUGACAAAUAAUAAAAUAUAUGAAAAUAGUAAUUAAA